UUGGACCCAGAAGCAAACUGGCACCCAGUGCAGGUAUGUAUAAAUAGGGCUGUGUAUGCUUCAGAAAGGAUUCAGAAGAGGUCCUCUGGAAUGGAAAGAGUGCACAGACUGCUCCUCUUUAAAGCAAUCCCAUAUCUUUCAGGGAAGCCUGAAAAAAAGAUCAGGCUGCUUUAAAGAGAUGUUCCAUUGGGGUCCCAGCGUGUUCUGAAACCUGUGUUGGAAAUCAUGUUUGAAGCACGUAGAGCCCUAGUAUAAAAUUGCAUAAAUACUAUGGCCUAAACAAUUGUAGAUGCUCAAACAUUGCACGUAAGAAUCCUUUAUCUUAUUAACAUGCUUGUGCAAGGGGUCUUUUUUCUUCCUUUCAUGUGUUCGAACAGUGUGGUAAGAGCUGUUUCAACAAUCAGUCGCAGUUCGCAGCAAAGCUCAAAAUCUGCUGAUGCAAGUAGUUGGAUUUUAAUAGAUCAUUGACCCAUCUGUAAGACUCUGACCACUUUGGAGAUAAAGAGAACAAACAUCUGAAAUUUCUACCAGAGACGUUGGAUUCCUGACUUCAAGUGGAUGUCUUCGUAGCUCAACCAAAGUACAUUUUGUCAUAAUUUUCAAAAAUUCCUGAUGCGAGAAAUUGGUUCUUUGCACUUUGUAAUGUAACACAAAGCAUGAAGAUUUCAGUAAUGUGAAAAAUAGUCUAUUUCACUUCAACAGAGAAAUAUCAUUUGGAAAAUUUCAUCUUUGACUUUGUUUUCAUUUCACUGUGUCUGUGCUAUUGAACAAAAUUGGAUAUUUUACCAUAUGUUUAAAAAAAAGCAAAUUUUCAAGACAUCAUAGUGUAUACUUUUAAAAAAUGUCACCUUGUUUUUUGUCAGUAUAAUUCUGUGAAAGGGUUCAAUAUUUUAGCAGGAGCUUUCAACAAUAAAUUAAAGAAUAAAAGAGUAGAAUGCCUAUUGUACCCUCUUGUGCUCUGAGAUUUUUAAAAUAUAAAGUAUAACAUAAAAUUAAUUUUUAAAUACAGAGAAUAUGAGACUCCAAGAACAUUAAAAGGACUAUAAAUUCCAUGCUUAUAGUGUGUUGAUGAAACCAAUUUGAGUAUUUUUAUGAAUAUUUAAUAUUGUGCAUUUCCCCAAAGCCAGUGGAUGAAAUUUGUUUGUUGGAUAUUUUAUGACAGAUUAACUGUACUAUCCUUGAAUGAAUUAUUGGAAAAGCUAUGAAUGAGUAAAAAUUACGUUUUAGGCACUACAUAUAAAAUGAACUAUUGUGUAUAUUACAUUAAGCUAAGUUUUCCCCAUAAUCAAAAACCUGCAAGAAACAAAAAUGUCCAGAACACCUCAAAUUCACAUGUUCUUUGGUGCGCCCAUUCUUCCAGCUGCUCCAAGGAACACUAAAGAAGAUAAAUCUUCUUUAGCUACUGAGGAACCAUGGAGAGAACUCUAUCUUUCAUUUACCAAUGACACUUUUAACCUUUGUAGUGCAAACUGCAGGACUCUUGAUCAUCAGACCGCAGAUGAUGCAGUUUUGCUUGCCGAUUCCAAAGAUCACUUCCCAGCAAACUUUGGGAAAAAAUGUAGCUUAGUUGAUGCUUUUAUAACAGGUUGUGCAACGAGUGUUGGAAGUGUCAAAUCCUUCAGCAAUAAAAAUAAGGUACUGGGUGAGUCACCUGACAGCAGUUGUAUUGUCUACGAUGAUAGAGGGAACCAGAAGAAGCAUCUUGUGUGUCAACAAAGCAAAACAAUUUAUACUGAAGGAAAUGCUAGUUGCAGAAUACAUAACCAUCUUGGUACUUUUCCCUUGGUUUCUAAGAAGAAGGGAUUAAAAAAAUGUGUGGUAGAGAAUCAUAAUCCAUCAUAUUUUCAGUGUGAAUCUCAUCUGCUCCUGAGUCAGUAUCUGAAAACAUGUUCGCAAAAAACAGAUGAAUCAAAAACCGAAAGCCUACUAGAUACACAUUCAACUCUUGACCUAUCAACAGACAGUGAAUUCCUUAGUAUUCUGACUUUAAGCCAAGUAGCUCUUUUUUCAGGACAGUAUGCUGUAGGACAAAAUGAAAUGCAAAACAAACCUAUAGCAGUGGAAGGAGAAGAAUUGGCCAUACCUUGUAGGGAAGAUGAAGCAGAUGCAGAACCGCUAGUUAAAUUAAAUGAAGAUGGUGAUAUGGCUGCUAAGAAGGCUGACAUAAACAGUAAACCAAACUCUGUCAAUUCUGUUGAACUCUUUGAUUCAGAUAACUCUAGUCAAGAUAACUCAUAUUUCAAAGAAACUAGCUUUCAGGAAAAUACUUGUGUAUCCAUAGGUCCUCUAUAUUCACCUGUUAAACUUGAUAAAGAAGGACACCACCUUAAACCCCGGCAGAAAAGACUGCUAUGUUCUCAAGAAGACCACUGUGCUGAAAGGACUCACGCUUCUGAAGAUAAUGUAACUACUUCUCAUGUUACUUUUGGAGAUCAGCAGCAAUCCAAAAGAACCAAAUUAGUUUGUUCUCCAGUUUGCCCAGUACAAAAAACUGAAAAAAUGAGGAUCCCAAGAAUCAAAAAAGCUCAAAAGCAACUGUCAUUGCUAAAACGCUGUGUUGACAAAGGCCAGAAGUACUCCAUCUUGGUCAUAGUGCUGCAUCCUUGUCACAUCAAAGAAAUCAAGCUAGGAACUACAACAUCCUCCAAAGUCCCCUUAGCCACAGUUGUCGUUUCUGAUCAGUCGGCCAUGCAACGGAAGGUUGUGUUGUGGAGAGCCGCAGCAUUUUUAUCACUUACGGUCUUUCCUGGAGAUAUCGUACUAUUCACAGACGUCAUUGUUUAUCAGAACCACUGGAUUGGAGAAAUGAUGUUGCAGUCAACAUUUACUACCAGACUGUUGAAUCUUGGAAGCUGUUCAACUAUUAAUCAGAAGGAAGUCUCACAUCUAGUAGACAGUAAUAUUCUCCAGGAUUUGCUGACAUACGUUUCUGCAAAGCAUGCCCCUCUUCAAGCGCUCCCUCAGAGGCAAAGGCAGAGUCUGGACCACGUUCCGCAUGUUCUUCUAAGUCAGCUCAAACCAGAUACAUUGGUGCACGCAGUAUUGAAAAUCGUCAACAUCACCGUGCUGAUAGAAUCUAUGUAUAGCUUUAAAGGAGAAAAACAAAGAAAAAUUAUCUUAACAGUGGAACAAAUCAAGGAUCAACCUUAUGCUUUGGUCAUCUGGGGAGAUGCAGCAGCCCAGUGCCUUCAGCUGCAAAGGAAAAAAGAUCAUAUUUGGGAAUUUAGAUAUCUCUUUGUAAAACACAGUCCUGUCUCUGGUGACUUGGAAUUGCACACCACACCUUGGUCGGUCCUAGAAUGCCUUUUUGAUGAUGAUAGAAGAGCUCUUGCCUUCAAAGAGAAGUUUGAAAGGAACGUCGAAGAGUUGAUGAAGAUGUCCACCCUUGCUGCCCAUCUAGAAGAGAAGUGUUCUGGAAUAAUCCAAGUGAAGGCCUCCAUUUCAAAGUUGAACUUUAUGAAUGCUUCCUUAUCAUGUGGGCAGCGUGUUUUUGAUGCUGAUACUUCGCUGCAACACAUAUUUGCCUCUCUUCCUCUGAUCACCUACAUGGGAUGUGCGAAAUGUGGCCAUGAACUGCAGGCAGAUGAUAACGAGAUCUACAAGCAAUGCCUUACCUGCUUACCUUUUAACAAAGUCAAAAUAUUCUACAGGCCUGCUGUGAUGACUGUUGAGGAUGGGGGAUAUGAAAUCUCCAUUCAGGUGGGAUCCGAAUUGAUGGAGAGGAUAUUCCUUAAUAUUCCAGCAGAAUGGCUGAAGAAGAUCAUAGAGCCUUCCUCCGAUACCACGUACGGGAUGAUCGUGGCCGAUCUGUGCCACUCCCUGAUCACUGACCCAAAGGCAACCUAUGUUCUAACCAUCAGAAGCCGUUUCGUCCUGGAUGAAAACAGUUUUCCUUUGGAGAAGGAUUUCCAGCUCCUGAGUUUCCACCUCGAUCUCGGAAGCAGCCAUUUCUAAGGAGGUGGUUCAGUCCAUUCCAAAUCCACGUAAUGAUGUAAAACGGGGGUAAAGUGAAUGUCCCUUUCUCCUGGAAUGAAUACAUUUUAUUUUCAUGAAUACUUUUUGUACAUUUCAAGAACAAUUAUUUCUUCAGGAUAGCUAUUAAAAGCUGUUCAAGAAAUGACUGAUGUUUUCUUUGUUGGUCUUUUAUCCUCAAGACCUCAAUAAUUUCCUGAAAGAGAGUUAAUGGCGAAGGAAUCUGAAAACUCCCACUGCCAACUUUUUAAAGUGUGUCGCCUAAGAAAACGCCUUUCCUUGCCGCACCCUUUUUUAUCAACCCCAAUUUUUGUCUUGAUGUAAUUGUACUGGUUUAUCUCUCAGGAAUCCCACUUUUCAAAGUAAAUAUUGACGUACUGAAAAGCAAGUAUCCAAAAUUGCAGAAAGAGGCUUUUCUCUUACAAAUGGUGGCUUCAGCUGUGUUAUCAAACUGUCGGCAAGAAUUUCUACAUUUGCGUAAAAACCCUUUACUUCCUGGAGGAGAUGUGCCAAAUUCAGUCAGCCUGCAAAGCAAACAAGUGCUUUAAAGAAGAAGAAGAAAAAAGUAGAGUUUAAAUUAU
Molecule: messenger RNA, 4553 nt
Organism: Python bivittatus (Burmese python)
Lineage: Eukaryota; Metazoa; Chordata; Lepidosauria; Squamata; Pythonidae
Source: RefSeq, a predicted model, not a curated record